GUUCGAAGGGGCCUUGCGGGCUCUUCUUUCAGCUUCAGCACUUGCGGCGGGGCUGGCCGGCCCGAUGGGAUGCACCGCGUGCUGCCUUCGCGGUCCUUGGGCUACCAUGCCAGGAGCUUAGGCCUCCUCGUCCUGCUGCCCUUUUCCGCCUUCUCCUCCUUAGUGGUGCUUUGCGGCUUUUGUCUGCACUCCUUGCCAAACCUCUUCUGGGCGCUGGCUACAGUGUACCUUCUGCUGUCCCUGCUCUUCCUGGUGGUGAGGCAGGAUGAGAGCUCCCCAAAGUACUGGAACAACUUAGGUGGCCUUCUUUUUCUGUCCACCAUGUUGGGCUGCGGGUGUGGUCUGUGGAACAGCCGCAUGACCUACAAGUACUGGGCCUACCAGGGCCAGGCGAAGUACGAGAAUGUGAAGGCCUCGAAUCGCGCCACCAGCUUCCUGGACGCCGGAAGCCUCUCCUUCCGCGAGGAUGUCAGGGUGGACGUCGACAGUGCGAUCGGAUACUCCGAAGGCGCUUCAACUUUCUGCGUUGCGCCAUUGGUGGACAAAGAUUCCACAGGCGCGGUGCAGUUCUGGGCCGCGGGCGCGGACUGCUGCGAGGAAGGCUUCCGCUGCGGCGCCACCAAGGGCCGGCUCCAGGGCCUGGUCUUCCUCGAGGAUGCCAAGUUCACCAAUAACAUGGUGAGGGAGCUACGAGCCGCCGCCAAGGCGGCCGAGUCCAAGCACAAACUCCGGGGGGCCAAGGAUGCCCUCUUUGUUGCUCUUGUAGACCCCGCACAGGUUCGAAGCUUCUGGGCAACCGCCCGGAUGUUCAUGAUCUGUGCCUGCGUCAUGGACUUCGUGCUGUGCCUCUUGGUGGGCUUGGGCCUCCACUGCCGCGCCAAGGAGCUGCGCUCCCGGCUCCGUGGCACUAUCGAGCAAGCGUGGAACGUGGAUCGAGUUUUCGUGGUAAGGCAUUUGAAGCCGAUGUUGCGAGGCGCCCAUGGCCUCAGCAGCUCUGCUUCUAUGCCGGAUCUGCGAAGCACCAGGGAGCCAGUCUUUGCGCGCCGCACCUUCCAGAGGAUCACCUCAACUUUGAGCCGCAUACCGGACGAAGACGGUAAGAUCACGGAGAUCAAGGAGGAGAUCGGCGGGUAUUUUGCCAAGCACCAGCGGUACGUGGGGGACCAGCAGCAAUUGCUGCUGCAGCCGGUACCCAGCAAGGCAAAUGACUACAAUUUAGCGCUCGAGCUGCGGCGCCGCGCGGGGGUCGGAGCAUAG
This is a messenger RNA of Effrenium voratum, 1257 nucleotides long. Lineage: Eukaryota; Dinophyceae; Suessiales; Symbiodiniaceae. The record is from the annotation of a GenBank genome assembly.